Molecule: messenger RNA, 921 nt
Organism: Penicillium pulvis
Lineage: Eukaryota; Fungi; Ascomycota; Eurotiomycetes; Eurotiales; Aspergillaceae
Product: SDR family NAD(P)-dependent oxidoreductase
Exons: 3
Coding region: 1-921 (306 amino acids)
Molecular function (GO): oxidoreductase activity
Source: RefSeq, a predicted model, not a curated record
AUGCCUCUUAAUAUCUCUCUUUCAGGACAAGUCGGGUUGGUCACUGGCGCUGGCACACCGUACGGCAUUGGACGCUCGUUGGUAAUUCAGUUGGCUCAAGCUGGUGCCAAAGCGAUCUACGCUUGUGACCUGAACACAUCCCAUUUUGAUGCCCUCAAACAGGACGUGAAAGACACGGGUAGUGAUUGCAUUGUCGAGGGAGCUCUUCUUGAUGUUUCAUCCGAGGAGCAGACCGUGGCUUUGCUGAAGAAAAUCGUGAAAGCACAUGGUCGAUUCGACUUUUUCUUUGCAAACGCAGGGUUCGCGAAUUAUAGGAACCUAAAUGAUAUUACAUCGCAGAAUUGGGAGCGUGCUAUGUCCGUCAUGACCUCUUCGUGCUUCUAUGCCAUCAAGCACGGUAGUCGGGCGAUGGUCGUGACGUCAGAGGAGAAGCCGCAACCAAGCGGUAACAUUGUUUUGACCUCGUCGUGCGCCGCAUUCCUUGGAGCAUAUGCGGAUAUCGCAUACACCGCAUCCAAGAAUGCUGUCAACGGUUUGGUACAAAGUGGCUCGGUCCAGCUGGCCUCCAGCAACAUUCGUGUCAACGGUGUUGCGCCGGGCUUCACCCGGACCAGUAUCUUGACUAGUUCGAAGACCGCCGAAGAUGGAUCAGAGUAUGGCCUGAAGCAGACAACGAAAGAGAUCCAGGGUAACCACGAAUGGUUCUUUGAACGCGCAGGGCUCCGGGAGAACCGCCAAUACUACUACAACCGGCUCCAAGAAGCAGAGGAGAUCGCAAAUGUUGGCGUUUUCCUUGCAAGUGACUCAUCCGCUGUGAUCAAUGGGCAGACUAUUCUGGCGGAUAGUGGCUUCACAGCAGCGGCGACAAAGGAGGCUUGCACGGGUCCUGUCCCCAUGGUCACGCCACUUGAGUUGGAUUAA